Molecule: messenger RNA, 969 nt
Organism: Aspergillus bombycis
Lineage: Eukaryota; Fungi; Ascomycota; Eurotiomycetes; Eurotiales; Aspergillaceae
Product: SDR family oxidoreductase
Exons: 1
Coding region: 1-969 (322 amino acids)
Source: RefSeq, a predicted model, not a curated record
AUGUCGAUUCUCAUUACCGGUGCAAACGGCUACGUGGGCCAGGAGUUGGCUUCCGCCCUCCUUUCGAGCUCUCCUGAUAUUACUGUAACACUCACAGACAUUGUCACACCAGCAGUCCCCGCUGGGGUCGCUGUUCAACAUACGUCGCGAGUGAAAUGCGUACAGGCGGAUCUCACGUCGCCGAAGGUGGUGGACGAGAUGUUCACCGAGUCUCACCGUUUCGACACUGUCUACCUGCUACACGGUAUCAUGUCCAGCGGCUCCGAGGCUAACUUCGAGCUGGGCAUGCGGGUCAACCUCGAUGCCACCCGAUAUAUCCUGGACCGACUUCGGGUCGUUAUGCCUGGAGUGAAAGUGGUCUUUACGUCCAGCUUAGCGGUUUACGGUCUUGCGCCUGCUGGGUUCGUCAUUGACGAAACAAACUUCCCUCCUGUGCCGUCGUCUUCAUACGGAUCGCAGAAGCUCAUCAUUGAGACAUUGCUGAACGAUUACUCGAGGAGAGGGUUCUUAGAUGGUAGAGCAGUGCGUCUCCCAACGGUCACUGUUCGAGCUGGCCAGCCCACGCAGGCAGCGAGCAGCUUUGCAAGCGACAUUAUCCGGGAGCCGUUUAACGGGAAGAAGGCGAUUCUUCCGGUCAGUAAGGAGACGGAGAUGUGGAUCUGUUCGCCUUACACGGUGGUGAAGAAUCUCUUGCAUGCGAAGGACAUUCCGAAGGAGGCCUUUGGGGAGUCGAGGUCUGUCAAUCUUCCGGGAUUGAAGGUAAGUAUUCAGGAAAUGCUGGAUGCGCUGGAGGAGAUUGGUGGUAAAGAACGCAGGGCAUUGGUGGAAGAGAAGUACGACGCCGCUAUUGACAAGAUUGUGCAAACGUGGACGCCUAAUUUCAAGACGGACCGUGCGAUCGAAUUGGGAUUUUCGGAGGAUGUUCCUAUGAUUGAGAAUAUCAGGCAAUAUGCGAGUCGGUUUGCGUGA